Leguminivora glycinivorella is the source of this 1512-nucleotide messenger RNA. RefSeq lists its product as uncharacterized. Lineage: Eukaryota; Metazoa; Arthropoda; Insecta; Lepidoptera; Tortricidae. Gene Ontology annotation, molecular function: catalytic activity. The record is from RefSeq and is a predicted model, not a curated record. The transcript has 2 exons. The coding region runs from base 1 to 1512 and encodes 503 amino acids.
AUGCUAGCUGAUGUAAAGGAUUCGGAUAUUCACGUCAAAUUUAUCAGAGCUGUUAACGGUCGCAACAGUGCAGUCAAGAACGCGAUAAUCGAGGUCAGCCCAGAAGUCUGGAGUAAAGUGAUUAAUCAAGGUCGGGGCAGGAACGCCUAUCUAGAAACAGUUGUCGCCCUUAAUGACAAAAAUGCCAACAUUGAUUUUGCAUUCAUAUCUGAGCCAUAUGUCCAGUCAACCACAAAGCAAAUGAAAGCACCACCUGGAUUCACCACAUAUCAAUUCGCACUCCCUGAUCGUCCGACCCGAGCGGCUAUAUGCAUUGGGAACAAUUUUAUCUCCACCCUAGGGGUCACACAAUUCUCAAAUCCUAACCUGUGCAUAGUGCAAUUGACGGAGCAAUCGGGGAAGAAAAUGUACCUAACCUCUAUAUACGUCGAGCCGAUAAACGACGCAAAUGAUACCUUAAAGGGAUUAGAAGCAUUCCUGAGGGAAACAGCUGAUUCUACACACAUUAUCGCGGGAGACUUUAACGGGUGGCAUAGUCUUUGGAACUGCCCCAAAAAUAACGCUAGAGGGAACGUAGUCUCAGACAUGGUCAUAAUCAAUGAUUUGACUGUCUGCAACACUGGCUCCAACCCUACGUUUGAAGUCAUCACUGCAAGCGGACCGCGUGUAUCAAUAAUAGACCUCACCUUGCUAAAGAGCCAACCGCCUCACGGACACCGUGCAAUUAAAGUUCUUGACUGGAAAGUUGAUACUAACAUCUGCCCGUCCUCUGACCAUCACGCCAUAACUUUCACUGUAUCUACAGCACCUCAUAAGUCUGCUCUGUUUAAAAAUAAAGCUAAACUAUCGACAUUCCGCUACGAUACAUCCAGGGUCAAUUGGGAGGAAAUGGCUGAUGAGUUCAAAACUAAACUAAGCCCUGUAAUCCCCUCGGUGGAGCACAUAAUGUCAUGCACAGAAGACCAGUUAGAUGCUGAAAUUACCCACGUGACCGAGGGAAUAAUAAAAAUUUGCGACGAAUUGCUCCCACGAUCGAAAGGUCCCCCUACCCGACCACCGUGGUGGACUAAGGAUCUCGAGAACAAAAAGAAACAGGUCAUCCAGAAUCAUCACAAACUGAGGAAAGCAGUGCGACAGAAUCUCCCUCUCAAUGAUAUCCUCAAAGAAAGAGAUGAGCUCAGAAAAAGUUACUCUGACGCAUGCCGUCAAGAAUCGAUUAAUAAGUUCAAAGAAUUUUGUCAAAGACAAGGCAAAGAGGACGUGUGGGCAGUCACCAACCGCCUGAUCGGAACUCGACCACUGGCACAACCACCUGCCACCCUGGCUAUGCCAGAUGGAACACACACGAAGAGCAGCCUAGAUACAGCUAAAGCUCUCCUGAACUCCUUUUACCCCGACGACAAUGCUGAGUCUGAUACGAUAAACCAACGCAAUCUCAGGAAUGAGAUGCAUACUCCUCCUGAUACACCUGACGAACCCCCUUCACAGACACUGAAAUACUCGAGACCCUAA